AUGUCCGUUCGUUUGAUCUUCAAUGGCCCUAUGGGCCCCUCUGCGGUCAACAGCAUUGCCCGUGCCUCUCCCGUUUCCCGAUUCGGCUCACAAGGAGCAUUGGCGCAACUUGCUCGCUUCCACUCGACUGCUGUUCGUCCGUCGUGUGCCGUCCAGAACCAAGACCUCCGGCCUCAUGUUCGACCUUCUACCAUUUCACAGAGCCGCUCAGCUGGUCUGCGUGCUCAGUCUACCUCGGCCGCUGGCAAUAAUGAGGUGAAGCUGGACUGGGAUUCCUUCUUCAAGCUCCGGGCUUCUCGCCGUCGCUACUCCCUGGCCUCCUCGAUUAUCAGCUCCCUCGUCUCUACCACGGUCGGUGUGCAGGUUCUCUCAUCGCAGGACUUGGAGGCUUUGGGUGCUCAGGUGAUGGGUCUGGAUCCGUUUGUCGUUCUGGGUAUGGCGACCGCAGCCUGUGGUGCUGCUGGCUGGCUGGUUGGCCCAGCUGUUGGCAAUGGCGUCUGGGGCUUGGUGUACCGCCGGUAUAAGCCUUCUGUGGCAACAAAAGAGAAGGAGUUCUUCGACCGUAUCAAGCGAUUCCGUGUGGACCCGUCCACCAACUCAAUUGCGAACCCCGUCCCCGACUACUACGGCGAGAAGAUUGGCAGUGUGCAGGGAUACCGACAGUGGCUCAAGGAUCAGCGCGCGUACAACCGCAAGCGCCGCAACUUCAUCGUCUAA
Molecule: messenger RNA, 717 nt
Organism: Penicillium daleae
Lineage: Eukaryota; Fungi; Ascomycota; Eurotiomycetes; Eurotiales; Aspergillaceae
Product: presequence translocated-associated motor subunit PAM17
Exons: 2
Coding region: 1-717 (238 amino acids)
Biological process (GO): protein import into mitochondrial matrix
Cellular component (GO): PAM complex, Tim23 associated import motor
Source: RefSeq, a predicted model, not a curated record